Messenger RNA from Cryptomeria japonica (Japanese cedar), 3924 nucleotides. RefSeq lists its product as uncharacterized. The transcript is spliced from 4 exons. The record is from RefSeq and is a predicted model, not a curated record. NCBI's taxonomy places the organism in Eukaryota, Viridiplantae, Streptophyta, Pinopsida, Cupressales, Cupressaceae. Bases 2909 to 3409 code for a protein of 166 amino acids.
AUUCUACAACUUUGCCUUUUCUUACGAGCCAAAAUGUGGAAUGUUUUUGUUGUGAUGAUUUAUGGCAUAUUAUCUUUUUAUUUUCUUUAAUAUCCUUGUUUACCAUUUUCAAUACUUUGUCAAGAUAGCAUUUAUGGGUUUAGAAUUUAAAACUUUUAAGGAUAUGUAUGCAGUUUAGUUGGUGUGGGCCCUCAAAACUUGGGUAUGAUCAGCACACUUGACACUAAGUCAGUUGCAAAGAUUUCAAACUUGAUUAGGUUAAUCACAAUUGAAAAGCAAUCACUAAAGAUUUGGAUAAAUGUAUAUUAUACUCAAGAAACAAUAUACAUAGAUUUUAAGUUUAUUUAAAACUAUUACUUUUAUAUAGGAAAAAAUACAACAAUUACUCUACCAUCAACCAAAUACAUGGGAAUGCACCAUCAAGCUCAAAAUCCUUUAUGCUUACAGCCAUGUUUGAGGACUUGUAUCCAUGCUUCUACAUGUCCAACCUACUUGAGUUGAGCCAAGUCUCUGUAGUAGACCUCUACAUCAAUCUGGUCAAAGCAAGCAAUCAGCUUAUUGACAAAUUCCUCAUAGGAAUGAAUUAAAGCAUGAUCCUGGGACACUAACCCAUGGUGCCACCAAUCAUAUGCUACACCCUCCAGAUGCAUCGUGGCAAACUGUAUAGCAUUCUCUUCCUCCAUAGGUUUCAGUGAUAGGAAUGUAUCAAGUUUGUGCACCCGUGAUCUAGCACUUUCUCGCUUCCAUUGAAAGUGGGCAAUGAAACCUUAUUCAAUGCUUCUUUAAAUUCCUUAGGUUGAGUGCCUUGCCUGCUUUGUCCUCUAGGCCUCCUUUCUUGCCUCUCCAUGUGAUAUUGAGCCUUUUCCUUCUGCUGAUUCAUAAACUGAUUUAAAUUCAUUAAUUGCUUGACAUCAGCUAGGAGAGCUUUAUACUCAUCAUAGGCCACCAUGAAACCAUCAAUAAUGUGUGUCUCCACUUCCUCUAACUCAAGAACUUCUUCUUUUUCAUUUUGCCUUGGCAAAAACAUAGGUUGAAGUGGCUGAUCAGAUCUUGUGCUCGCUGUCCUAACAGCAUUAGAGGCCGUUCUACCUUGAUUUUCAUGCCCAGCUUCACUUCUUUCACCAUCAUGACUCUGUGCCUGCGGCUGGACUCUUAGAUUACCAAUGGCAUUAAGAAGCUGCUGUUGUGAUUGCAUGAAAGUCUGCAUCAUCUGCUGCUGCUGCUGCUGAGCCAUUUGAGCCAUAAUAUCUUGAAGACUUGGUUGUCCGUUUACACCACCUUCCUGCUGCUUUGCCAUGUUGCUGAGUUCAAACAAAGGUUCCCGUUCCAUAGUUUUACGACUCGUGGACUCGCCACAAACUCACGAGUCCGUGGGAGCCACAAGUCGACUCGCCAAAGACUCUUGAGGUGAGUCUUUGGAGUCUUUUCCUAGGACUCGCGCGUCUUUUGCAAGGGCUUGCACAACCCAGAAAACACAUCCAACAAGCAAUAAAAGUCACUUUAUUUUUAUUUUUUUCCCCUCAUUUGGCAUUCUUGCUUGGUUAUAACAGGUUUGUAGGGUUUGAAGGAGGAGAGGAAAGAAGAUUAAAUUAGCAAAAGAGAUCUAGCAAUGGCAAGUUCAAUUCCAAGGGCAACCCCAAGGUCAGGAAGACAAAGAGAUAAAGCAUGGAAAUAUUGGAUUCUAGGAAGCAAAAAGGGGGAGGUCACUUGCAUCGAAUGUACGAAAUGGAUGACCGGUGGAAUCAAUAGAUUGAAAUACCACCCUGCACAAAUUUUUGGAUAUGGUGUGGAGAUAUACCCCAAAACGACUCCUAAGAUUAUUAGAGAGAUGAAGGCCCUUCUUGUUGAGCAUGAUAUGCAAAAGGAAGAAAGGCAAAAAACAAAAGAAGCCAUGGCAGCUGCAAUGAAUCCCACAUUGUCCACUUCGGGUCCCAUUGGUCACACUCGUGGUCAUCAAUCACUUUCAUCUUUUGGUGACAAUGAGGGUGAGGCUAGUGGCACUCCUGUUAGAUCAGGCGCUAAUUUUUUUGUACCACACAAUGUUCCAGGUGCACAACCUUCACUUGAAGGUACAUGAUGGAAUAGAGAGAAGCAUGAACAAGCAAAGAUAGCAACAUCAAACUUUUGGUUUCACAAUAAUAUACCUUUCAAUGCAGCAAACAAUGUGUAUUGGGAAGGUUUGAUUAAUGCAUUAAUAGUUGCGGGUAAGGGGUUUAAGGUCCCAACAGGUAAUGACUUCAGUGGGCCAUUGCUAGAGCAAGCUGUAAAAAAUACACAAGUUGUGGUUGAUGAUUAGAAAAGGUAUUGGAAGAGAAAAGGAUGCAACAUUUUAUCUGAUGGAUGGAUAGAUGGACGAAAUAUGACUUUUCUCAACUUCUUGGUGGCUUCAAAUGGUGCAAUGGUAUUCUUAAAGUCUAUUGAUGCCUCAAAUGAAAUAAAAAAUGCAGAGACUUUGUGUAAUCUAUUGGAUGGGGUGGUUCAAGAAGUUGGAGUUGAGAAUGUUGUCCAAAUUAUCACGAACAACGCAGCUGCAUAUGUAUCUGUAGGUAGAAUGCUUAUGGAGAGGCAUCCUACGAUUACAUGGAGUCGUUGUGCUGCACAUUGCUUGGACUUGAUAUGCUAGAGGACAUUGGAAAGAUUAGAUGGGUGAAAAAGGUGGUUGAAGAUGCAAGAAGUGUCACCAAAUUCAUCUACAACUAUACUUGGGUGCUUGCUUUGAUGAGAAAACACACUAAUGGUAAGGACCUUGUGCGACUUGGAGUGACAUGAUUUGCUAGCCACUUCAUCACUUUGCAGAGCAUUCUUAGUACCAUUCCUCAUCUUAAGCAGAUGUUUGUGUUUGAUGCUUGGUUGGGGUCUGCAUACUCCAAAAGACUUGAAGCAGAGAAGGUUGUGAGCAUUGUUUUUGAUGAAGGGUUCAGAAAAAGUGGAGGAGUUGACUGCGGUGACAAAACCUUUGGUAAGGGUUCUUCAUAUGGUGGAUGGAGAGGGCAUGCCAAUGGGUUUCAUUUAUGAGGCCAUGGAUAGGGCCAAAGAGGCCAUUUCACAUUACUAUCGUGGAAAUACAAGAAAAUGUGAAAUCCUUUGGCGCAUCAUUGAUCAUAGGUGGACAAACCAACUCCACCAAUUGAUACAUGCCUUCGCCUACUUUUUGAACCCGAAAUUCUACUUCUCUGAUUCAUUUAGGGCUGAUGUGGAGGUCAUGGCAGGUGUUAUUGCAUGCAUUUAUAAGAUGGCACCUGAUCCCAAGUUGAGAGACAAGGUUCUUGAUGAGUUAGAGCCAUGCAGUGCUUCUAGGUGUGAACGAAAUUGGAGUGUAUUUGAGAGCAUUCACACAAAGAAGAUAAAUAGAUUGACACAAAAGCGGCUCAAUGAUCUUGUCUUCGUUCGGUACAACCUUCGUCUUUGAGUUAGAAAGGUGGAGGGUGUUUCACAUGAGGCCAUUGACUUGGAUGAAAUUGAUCCAUAUAUUGAUUGGGCCGUGAAUGAACAAAAUGAUGGUGAUGAUGUCCUCCUUACCGAAGAAGAAAUUGCAGAAAUAGAGAGAGGAGCAACACAAGAAGCAAAAGGAGCAAGAUUGGAUGAAAUGGAGGAUGAAGAUGAGGAUGAAGAUGAGGACUUUGAUUUUGAAGAAGAAUCAUCUCACCAUUUAGAUACCACAACACCCACUGCUACUACUUCUAGCUCACGACUUGAAAAAUUGAGCUAUAUUAGGAGAAAUACAAAGAGGAAGAUGCAGUCUUCUCUUUAGUUUGUUCAUUGUUGUUUUUCACAUUUGGAGUUGGACAUAUCAUUAUAUGUAAUUUUGUAAACAUUUAUAAACUUAUGCUGCUAUUAUCAUUUUAGAGUUGAAACUAUGAGUAUGAAUGAUGAAAUUUCAAAUAUUGAGUGUUUGUAGAUCAUAUGACGUGUAAUGUUUCAAUU